CUUUUGACUUUAAAAACAGAAGUUCCAAUCAUGACCGAGGAGCAAAAGCAGGAUUUAAAUCCCCUGACCAUAAAGAUCAAGUGUGCUUCCUGCCUUCCGUCACAGCCUGUGCCCAUUCAGGAACUAGAGAGGCUGUGCAUGCCCGUGUACUGCAAGUACCAGUUCCAUAAGACUCCAGUUCACAAGACCAAGGGGGAGCCCCAUGGAACCCACGUUUAUUUCCAGGACAUCAACGUCAUCUUCCUUGGGGCGCUGCAUCCCAGUGACCUAAGGGAAUACCUGGAGGGUCCCCCCAUGGUGGUGGAAGUUCACGACCGGGACCGCAAGUCAGAGGAGUUUUCUCAGAAGCCCGUGCUGUUUGGGGAGGACCCCCUGGAUUCAUACCUCAACUUCCGGGCCCUCAUCUCUCCCAGAGAGACAGAGAACAACCCCUUUGAGUCCCAGAACAAGAUGUGGUACCCUUAUGGGAUCGCCCAGGUCAGUUUUGCUGACCUCCUCCUUGGCCACAAGUAUUUGAACCUGGCCGUCCCCAUCCACAGCUGUGAGGUUCAGCCCACACACUGCAGCCAGGACAGCAUGAGAAGGAAGGUUGUGGGGCUUGGGGUCCCCAGAGAUGGCCACCAGCAUGGCCCAAUGCCCAUGGGCAACUACCUAGAGGCUGACUCCCAGCUCAAGUUGCGAGUGGAUAUCGCGGUGCCACUGAGGGCCGGGGCCAGAGCUGCCGAUCCCGACCUCGGGGGCUCCCAGUUUGGCCGCAUCAUCUUCGUCUUUGACUUUAAGAAGGUCUCCCUGCUCCACAGCCUGCUGCAGGACAUCACUAUGAUCAACGCUAAGGCCCUCGGCCUGGACUCCUACCCCGUCAGGACCCUGCAGCAGAUCCUGUCGGCCUUCAAGAUGCGUGUGCGGGUCCAGGAGCAGCAGUACCUGGAUGUACUCACCGGCUUCCACCUGCUGGACGGGAAGACCCACCUUUUCAUCCUGGAAGGCCUGGCCAACCAAGGCUUGAGGCAGCUGUGGGAGAACCACCAAAGCUGGAUUCCCAGGUCAGAACACGGGAAAUACAAGGUGCUGUACAACUCGCAGCUGCUGUUCCGCAGCCGGCUCUAUGGGGACCUGGAGGCCAUCCUGUACCAUGUGCACCUCUUCCAGCCCACGGAGCUGCUGCUGCAGCAGGCGGUGCUUUUCCUGCGAGACACUGAGUGGAGGCGGGUCUUCCAGGCACUGACCAGGAUCCACGACAUCUGCUAUAACAGCACCACCCUCUGGGACGUGAUGGUGAGGAACUUGCUGCCCUCCUCUGCUAUGAUCAAAGACUUGAGCCAAGAGUUUGGGAUGCCCCUUUCGCAAGAAGAACUCACAGAUGAGAAACUGUUCGCCCUACCACCUCAGCCCGCCCCCAAUCUUGAGGACUACCACGGUCGGGACUCCAGCCUCACCUUAGAGAUCCAUGCCCACCAGGAGCCAAGAAAGAGAUUCACGUACUCACAGGAUUACCUCUCAGCCAUGGUGGAGCCCCUGGACUUGAAGGAAGAGGAGAAGAAAGCCCAGAAGAAAUCCCGCCAAGCCUGGCUCACAGCCAGGGGAUUCCAAGUGACAGGUCUUCAGAGCGACACUGAAGGCAGCUUUCAGGAUCUCAAGCUGCCACCCAUCAAAGAGCUGAAUGAGGAGUGGAAGGAAAACUCCCUGUUUGCUAACGUACUGGAGCCUGUGUUGGAUCGAGACCGGUGGAGCUGGGACAGGCACCACGUGGACUUUGAUCUGUACAAGAAGCCACCACCUUUCCUCAAGCUGCCCCCUUCACCUGCACCAACUCCUGUAACAGGCAGGAAGAAGAAAAGGAACGGCCCCAUCUCCUGAACAGCACAGACCCUCCCACAGCCACCGCAUGGUGAACUUGCACACCCUCCCCCACACCCGCCCACACCCUCCUCAACAAUUAACUUCAUUAAAGUGCAGCAGGACAGA
This is a messenger RNA of Mandrillus leucophaeus (drill), 1965 nucleotides long. RefSeq lists its product as uncharacterized. NCBI's taxonomy places the organism in Eukaryota, Metazoa, Chordata, Mammalia, Primates, Cercopithecidae. The coding region runs from base 31 to 1857 and encodes 608 amino acids. The transcript is spliced from 8 exons. The record is from RefSeq and is a predicted model, not a curated record.